GUGCCYCCGCCCCUCGGCCCUGCGGAAGUGACGCGCGGGCGGGCGCUGCGCGGCGAGGCCGCCAUGGGCAGGAAGGAGAGGGAUAAGAAGAAGUCCAAGAAGCGCCAUUACGAUGACGACGAAGACGAUGAGGACGAAGGCGCCGGGAAGGAGCCGCAGGAAGCGGUGCCGUCGGCGGCGGGGAAGCAGGUGGAGGAGAGCGGCACCAAGGUGGACGAGUACGGCGCCAAGGAUUACCGGCUGCAGAUGCCCCUGAAGGGCGACCACGCCUCGCGGCCCCUCUGGGUGGCUCCUGAUGGCCAUAUAUUUCUGGAAGCCUUUUCUCCAGUUUACAAGUAUGCACAGGACUUUCUGGUUGCCAUUGCUGAGCCUGUGUGCAGACCCACCCACAUCCACGAGUACAAGCUGACUGCUUACUCCCUGUACGCUGCUGUGAGUGUGGGCUUACAGACCAGUGACAUCACCGAGUAUUUGCAAAAACUCAGCAAGACUGGUGUCCCAGAUGGAAUAAUUCAGUUUAUCAAGCUGUGCACUGUCAGCUAUGGGAAGGUGAAGCUGGUUCUGAAACAUAACAGGUAUUUUGUGGAAAGUACCCAUCCUGAUGUCAUUCAGCAGCUUCUGCAAGACCAUGUAAUUAAAGAAUGUCGCCUGAGAAAUGCUGAGGGUGAAGAGACAGAGCUCAUUACUGAGACAUUCACAAGUAAAUCAGCGAUUUCCAAAUCCAGUGAAGGUGGCCUUGGUCCAUCAACUUCACAGGGAACAGAUGCUCAGAAUAAGCCAGAYGUCCCAGCUGACUUAUUUGAGUUUUAUGAACAGAUGGACAAAGAUGAGGAGGAGGAGGAGGAAACGCAGACCGUGUCCUUUGAAGUCAAGCAGGAGAUGAUUGAAGAACUUCAGAAGCGUUGUAUCCAUUUGGAGUACCCCUUGCUGGCAGAAUAUGAUUUCAGAAAUGAUUCUGUGAAUCCUGAUAUUAAUAUAGAUCUGAAACCUACUGCUGUCCUCAGGCCCUAUCAAGAGAAAAGCCUGAGGAAGAUGUUUGGGAAUGGACGAGCCAGGUCUGGUGUUAUUGUCUUGCCAUGUGGUGCUGGCAAGUCUCUGGUGGGAGUGACGGCUGCGUGCACCGUGCGCAAGCGGUGCCUGGUGCUGGGCAAUUCCGCCGUGUCUGUGGAGCAGUGGAAGGCCCAGUUCAAGAUGUGGUCCACCAUCGACGACAGCCAGAUCUGUCGCUUCACGUCUGAUGCCAAAGACAAGCCCAUUGGCUGUUCUGUUGCCAUCAGCACAUAUUCCAUGUUGGGGCACACAACAAAAAGGUCCUGGGAAGCAGAGAGAGUAAUGGAGUGGCUCAAAAGUCAAGAGUGGGGCCUUAUGAUACUGGAUGAAGUCCAUACUAUCCCUGCAAAAAUGUUCAGACGUGUGCUCACUAUUGUACAAGCUCACUGUAAACUGGGGCUGACUGCUACCCUGGUCAGAGAAGAUGAUAAAAUUGUUGACCUGAACUUCCUGAUCGGACCAAAGCUCUAUGAAGCCAACUGGAUGGAGCUGCAGAACAGUGGCUACAUUGCUAAAGUCCAGUGUGCUGAGGUCUGGUGCCCAAUGUCACCUGAAUUUUACAGAGAAUAUGUAGCUAUCAAAACAAAGAAAAGGAUACUGCUCUACACCAUGAACCCAAAUAAAUUCAGAGCCUGUCAGUUCCUGAUUAAGUUUCAUGAGCGACGGAAUGAUAAAAUCAUCGUCUUUGCUGACAAUGUGUUUGCACUGAAGGAAUAUGCAGUCAGACUUGGGAAACCCUAYAUCUAUGGUCCUACUGCACAAGGGGAAAGAAUGCAAAUUCUACAAAACUUCAAGCACAAUCCAAAAAUCAACACUAUUUUCAUUUCCAAGGUAGGGGACACGUCCUUCGAUCUGCCGGAAGCCAAUGUUCUCAUUCAGAUUUCAUCCCAUGGUGGGUCRCGAAGGCAGGAGGCUCAAAGACUGGGACGAGUGCUCAGAGCCAAAAAAGGCAUGGUUGCAGAGGAAUACAAUGCCUUUUUUUAUUCCCUCGUAUCCCAAGACACUCAGGAAAUGGCAUAUUCAACAAAACGGCAACGGUUUCUUGUAGAUCAAGGUUACAGCUUCAAGGUAAUCACAAAGCUGGCAGGCAUGGAAGAAGAAGAACUUUCAUUUUCAACCAAAGAAGAACAGCAACAGCUUCUCCAGAAAGUCCUGCAAGCAUCUGACCUGGAUGCUGAGGAGGAAGUGGUUGCUGGAGAAUUUGGUUCAAAGUCAGCUCAGGUGUCCCGUCGCACAGGCACCAUGAGCUCCAUGUCRGGAGCAGAUGAUACAGUGUACAUGGAAUACCACUCAUCACGGAGCAAGGCAUCUACAAACAAACACAUCCACCCCCUGUUCAAACGCUUCCGCAAGUGACAUCCUUCACUCGGGCGUUGUGUUGAAAUUGUGGAUCCAUAUCUUGUGUAUGUAACUGAAAAGAUGGAGUUGAAAUUUAUGACCUUUAUGGUCCUUUAAAGGACGUUUUUUAUGCAUCUGUAUAGCUACAUGUUUACUUACCAAUGUAUGUGCUCUCAUAGAUGAAUGGGAAAGCAAAGAAGGAACUAAAUCCUACCAUGGAAAUAUUUUUAAAGACUUCAAGAUACAAGUAUGUCACAGCACAUACUUUUUUGUGUGCUCAUUGUAUUAUGCCCUCAUUUCCUCAUGCCCAGAGGGCAGAAGCAUACAGGCCACUUUGUUCAAGAGAAGUACUUGUCUGGUUUUCAGGGUAAUUAAUAGAUUUUAUUUUUAUCAGCUGAAGAUCCUUUUUUYAGAAGAGUCAUGAAAAGGUUUUGUAAAUGAAGUUUGUACUGAUGUUUGAAAUAUUAUUUAUCUGAUUAUUGUGACUGCUCAACAAUAUACUGUUUUUCAAACUGCUUAAAUAAAAUCAUUCAGUGAGCUGAACAAAUCCCAAGAGGAGCACUUUACAUUAUAUUUUUUAACUGAGAGCUAAUUUAUACUUGUGACUUGACCUGUAUCAAAAGUCUAACGAAUUGGUCAGAAAUAUUUUAGAGUUUGAAGGCAAGAGGAAAGAGGGACUCCAUCUCCAAAGCAUACUCAAGGAAAGCAUUAGUAGUAAAUACAAAUAAAUUCUGUGCUUGUUUUCCUCAUUUUUCUUGCUACUGUUGAGAAGUUGCUCAAAUAAAAGCUGUUUCUCUUGUUAUUUAUAUCCUAUUUAUUAACCAUGCAAUAAAACCUUCGUAACGGCUAAACAGUGCAGUGUCACCACAGAAGUUAUUACUGAAUCAAAAAGCAUUUUGCUUCUCACAAGAUCAGUUGGAAGAAUGUGUGAAGAAAAUAUUCCUAAGUUUGUUUUUUUUUUAAUAUAGACUGCAGUAUAAUUCUAGAAAAUUGUAGGAGAAAGGGUUGGUGGUUUGUGGGAGGAGAAUGCUUUUUAAAUCUGCUUAAUAAUGUAAYGCUUUUGCUACUUGGUGUUGUAUUAUAAGGUGUUAUUUCGCUGAUUGUAGAACUAUUGGAACAACCUCUGUUGGUUCAAAAUAGUUCGGUAYAAAUCUUUACUGUACUGGAAGGAGCAUGUAUGGUACAGCUGUCCUGAUUAUAUGACAAAUGUGCUUCAGAAGAACACUGAAUUCUGUUUCUUAUUGGCAUGAAUUCACAAAUUGGGAAUGUAGAAAUAUUGGAAGCAUAAUUGAAAACAGAUGGUGCUUGGUUUUGGUCUCUGUAUGAGAAUCAGGUAAUUUUUAAAAAGUGAACUGAUCUGCUUCAGUUUAAACUUUGUUUAGGCUCUGAGCCUUACCCUGUAACACUUGGUUGUUUCUCUUGUGCUGAGUMUUCUGCCUCACAACCUGGAACCAGCCGUUGCAGUGCUUGAGUGGCUAUUAUAGAAGAGAUAAUUGUGCAGUAUUCUGUUGCUGAUUUCCUCUGCAGAUAAAACCACUAUUCUGAUAGCAGUUUGGAACARUUCUAAUGGCAAGUUAGUAGCAAAGUGGUAAUUUAGUAUAAUGGGAGAGGCCUGUGACAGGUUUAGCUGAGCAAGUCAGGCAGUCUGUGUCCCUCUCCAUAAUUCUCUCAUAAAAAGCUGUAUUAAUUGCUUUGGAACUAUUCUCCACCUUUCAUAACUUGAAAAAAAACCUCAACAAUCUACUAAAUGCAAAAGGCUUAAUACUGAUGUCUGUAAUUGUGGAAUUACUGGUAGUAGCCGCCUGUAGGACAGCACUCUAGAUCUUGUGUAGUAAAUCAUGACUAAUGAUCUCACUCUUCUGAGUAAUGUCUCUGUGUGGGAUGCAGUACAUUCAGCAUCARGUAAAGCAUAAUAACUUUACGAGGUAUGAAUGACUCCGUGCAUCAGUGAUAGCAUCUUGGUAUUCAAACUU
This is a messenger RNA of Malurus melanocephalus (red-backed fairy wren), 4361 nucleotides long. RefSeq names its product ERCC excision repair 3, TFIIH core complex helicase subunit (gene ERCC3). The record is from RefSeq and is a predicted model, not a curated record. The transcript is spliced from 15 exons. Gene Ontology annotation, biological process: nucleotide-excision repair; transcription initiation at RNA polymerase II promoter. Gene Ontology annotation, molecular function: ATP binding; 3'-5' DNA helicase activity; DNA binding. Gene Ontology annotation, cellular component: transcription preinitiation complex; transcription factor TFIIH holo complex; nucleotide-excision repair factor 3 complex. Lineage: Eukaryota; Metazoa; Chordata; Aves; Passeriformes; Maluridae. The coding region runs from base 64 to 2406 and encodes 780 amino acids.